Messenger RNA from Schistosoma guineensis, 813 nucleotides. Lineage: Eukaryota; Metazoa; Platyhelminthes; Trematoda; Strigeidida; Schistosomatidae. The record is from the annotation of a GenBank genome assembly.
AUGGAUAAAUCGGAAGAGGAUUACUACAAGCUUGCAUUUGGAAUAGGAGUACCUUAUUUCGAGCAAUCACAGUUAACAAUUGCUUUUCAAAUGUUGGUCGAUUUAAGCAAUAUCGAUUGGAGUUAUUUAUUGAAAGAAUUACUGAAACAAACUGGAUAUAAAAAAUCCAAGCAGCUAUCAAUCAUUGUAGAAGGACGAUAUCAGCUUAAACAUCGUUGUGAAUAUUAUGGUGAUGUAAUGAAAACAAAUGACAAAAGAUCUCCUUUAGAAUUACCGAUAUUUACAACUCGUGCUUACUACAAUAUGAAUGCAAACCGUGUUUAUGUGAAUGCUGGAGUGUUGCAACCUCCACUUUAUUAUGAAAAUGGUAGUUUAGCUUCGAAAUUUGGAGCACUUGGUUGGAUUAUAAGUCAUGAGAUUAUGCACGGAAUAGGUAUCCAAGGUGUACUGGUUGAUUCAGCUGGUACUAGUCUAACUGGUUUGACUGGUCUUAUGUUAUCUUCUGUGAUAGAAACUAAAGCUUCAUGUAUUAGUGAUCAAUAUAGACUUUAUGAAUUUACCGAUUACAAAGCCCUUCAAACCGAUACACGAGAUGAAAUUUUAGCCGAUAUUGGAGGUUUAAAAGCGUCUUACUAUUCUCUUUGUGGACAUCAUAGUGGAACUUCUCUUUUAAUACAUUCAAUAGUUGUUUCACAUGUAAUAGAAAGAUACAGAGUAUUCGGGGCGUUGGUCAAUAGCAAAGAAUUCGCACAUGCAUAUGGAUGUCCAGUUGGUUCACCAAUGAAUCCUGAUACAAAAUGCGAUAUAUGGUGA